UAAUCCCUUGCAUAAUAUUUUUAAUUACAGUGGAAAAAGUGCGGCUCCUGAUGUAGAGAUAUUAAUAGUGGAUCACAUUCCUACAGGGAUCUGAUUCUGAGAAGAGGAGGCAGGAGACUUUGCUGGAACAGGAGAAGUUGUAAAGAUUCAGAAGCUGUAAAGACUCAGACUUGCAGGAGCCAGAAAGUCUAGAAGAGACCAAGUGGGGGGGAAGAUGGAGACUCCAGUGGCUGUGAUCCCAGAUUCCGUCUCUUGGCUGCGGGUCCAGGCUGCAUCCUGCUGGAACAACAUCACUUCAGUACUCAUCUUUCUCCUGAUGCUGGCCCUGCUGCUCGAUUAUGUCAUGUACAGGAAAAAAAGCAGCCGAUCUCCCCCGGGACCCACCCCUUUCCCUUUCUUCGGGAACUUGCUGUUAAUCGAUCUCAAAAACCCACAUAUUUCUUUUCGACGUUUGGCAGAAAAGUAUGGAACGGUCUAUUCAUUCCAAGUCGGGUGGCACAAUUUUGUUGUACUGAGUGGAUUCAAGGUGAUAAAAGAGGCACUGGGACAGAAAGCAGAGGACUUUGCUAACCGGCCACACAUUCCACUGUUCAGCCUAGUAGGCUUUGCAAAAAACUGUGAAGGAAUACUCAUGGCAAAAUACGGCAGUGGCUGGAAGGAGCAGAGAAAAUUCUGUGUCUCCACUCUGAAAAACUUUGGGAUGGGGAAGAAAACACUUGAAGAGAGGGUGUCUGAGGAAGCUGGGUUUCUGUGCUCUGAAUUCAAAUCACAGAAAGGCUCUCCCUUUAACCCACAAAUUCUUCUGAACAACGCAGUUGGAAAUAUUAUCUGCAUCCUAAUAUUUGGUGACCGCUUUGAAUACGAUGAUGAGACCUUCUUGAAGAUAAUACAUUUGACAGAGGAGAUCAUGAAGACAUUUACCAGAAACUUGCCCCAGCUUUUCAUUGCAGCAUCCUGGCUUGCCUUUAUUCCUGGACCUCAUCUGAAAAUUAGAAAACUGUAUAAUGAAAUUACUGCCAUAGUAAGAGAGUUUGUGAAUGAACAUAAGAAAACCAGGGAUCCUUCUUUUCAAAGAGAUUUCAUUGAUGCAUUUCUGGAGGAGAUGGAAAAGGUCAAAGGGAAUCCAAAGACCAGUUUUCAUGAGCAGAACCUUGUUAAAACUAUUUAUGAUUUGGUUGCGGCUGGCACUGAAACCACUGCUUCCACCAUACUUUGGGGACUGCUGAAAAUCGUCCUCCAUCCAGAGGUUCAAAAAAGAGUCCAUGAAGAAAUUGAGGAAGUACUUGGAAGAGACAAAUCACCCAUGAUGGCAGAUCAGGCAAAAAUGCCUUAUACUAAUGCUGUGAUCCAUGAAAUUCAACGUUGUGCUGAUAUUGCAGCUUUAGCAUUACCUUAUAUAACACGGCAAGAUGUUGAAAUUGGAAACUUUGUCAUCCCUAAGAGGACUGUAGUCUUCAAUCACUUGUCUUCGGUGCUGAACGAUGAAACCAUGUGGGAGAAGCCACACCAAUUUUACCCUGAGCACUUCCUAGAUGCAAGUGGACAGUUCGUUAAGCGAGAGGCCUUUCUGCCUUUCUCUGCAGGUCGCCAUGCCUGUCCUGGAGAACCAAUGGCUAGAAUGGAGCUCUUCAUCUUCUUCACCACCCUCAUGCAGCAUUUCACUUUCUCCAUCCCUGAGAACCAUCCCAAGCCCAGUGAAGAAAGGCUCUUUGCCCUCACUGUUAGUCCGCCCCCUUUUCACAUUUGUGCCAUCCCCAGAUAAUAUCUCCAAGGUAUCGGCUACUCAGUGUUCUGACCUAAGAACUGCAACUUGCUAAGACAGUGAAAUUUGGGGGAAACGUUUAACAUGAGAUUUUUGUUUGCAUUUCCUUACUCUGAAAAUGUGGUCAGGGACUAAAAUGGAUGCUCAGAACUUUAGCAAGUUUCUAAAUGGAAAGAAACACAAAUUUUAGGGAAAGAAUGAAAAACCAUUCUCCUUCCCUCUUGUGUUUCAGACCAUACAUGUUUAAUUUUUUUUAGCGGUUUCCAGUAUUUCAGAUUAUCAGGACAUCUAAAUGAAAGGAACUCUUAUUAAACACUCUUAAAAUGCAACUGUGAUUGCAAUUUAAUACUGAGUUUAUUAAAGACAAGGUCUUUGAACCUAGCUGCCAAUAAUGCACAGUGGAAUUCCCCAAACUUGAAAUGUGAUUCAUCCCUCAGGUGGAGAGAUGCUUAUGUAAGUGGCUAGUAGCAAGGAACUGUUUUCUGUUUCCUGUAUUCUGUGCUCUUUCAUCUGUCUGUAGACUCAUCUCAAAUAUCUGUUUUGUAAUAUAGGAAUAAGCCAAAUGUGUUGAAAACACAGUGGUAGGUGUAUAUGUGUGUUUGUGUAAUUUCUGGCGGCAGGGAUUCUUGCAACACUACUUCUGGAUGAAGUAGUAUGUAUGCUUUCUUUAAAUCUCCUCUUGUCUUUCCUAUUUACCUUAACCCUCCUCCUACCUUUUCUCCUUCAUCCAGAAAUACAUCAAUCAAAUCCCUUGCAAAAGUCUGAUCACACAUUUCCUUGUGUUCAUGUAUAACCUCUGCUAGGAUGCCAAGAAUUUCCACAUGCUUAUUUGAGGUCCAGGAGUAUGAGCAGAAAACAAUAGGAUCUUUUGUUGUCUAAAUUCAUCUUAAGUUCAAACAGGUCCUGAUUAGUCUGGGGCUCAGCUGAAGGGAGGCCGGUUUUUCUCUUGACACUGUCUUAGCUUCCAGUGGGCAUGAUGAGAUCA
This is a messenger RNA of Gekko japonicus, 2747 nucleotides long. Its product is annotated as cytochrome P450 2D14-like. Gene Ontology annotation, molecular function: oxidoreductase activity, acting on paired donors, with incorporation or reduction of molecular oxygen, reduced flavin or flavoprotein as one donor, and incorporation of one atom of oxygen; iron ion binding; heme binding. NCBI's taxonomy places the organism in Eukaryota, Metazoa, Chordata, Lepidosauria, Squamata, Gekkonidae. Bases 215 to 1762 code for a protein of 515 amino acids. The transcript is spliced from 9 exons. Gene Ontology annotation, biological process: arachidonate metabolic process; xenobiotic metabolic process. Gene Ontology annotation, cellular component: intracellular membrane-bounded organelle; cytoplasm. The record is from RefSeq and is a predicted model, not a curated record.